CUGCCUCUCCUGGUGCUGCAGGUUGGUGGCUUUUCCUGGGAGGACUGUGGUAAUGGGCGGGAUCCCGUCGUGCUCCAGAGCCUCUCGGUGGCACCCGACCCCAUCAGCAUCCCGGGGACCCUGCGCAUCAGCGCGGCCGUGAGCAGCAGCAAGGCCAUGACCUCCCCCCUGAAGGCGGUGCUGGUGGUGGAGAAGGCCUUGGGUGACCUCUGGAUCCAACUGCCCUGCAUCGACCAGCUGGGCAGCUGCACCUAUGAUGAUGUAUGCACCAUCCUCGACAACCUCAUCCCACCUGGCACGCCCUGCCCGGAGCCGCUGCUCACCUACGGCAUCCCCUGCCACUGCCCCUUCAAGGCGGGCUCCUACUCACUGCCCGCCAGCGACUUCGCCCUGCCCGAAGUCGAGCUGCCCUCCUGGAUGACCAACGGCAACUACCGCGUGCGGGUGGUGGUCAGCAACAAGGGGCAGGAACUCUCCUGUGUCAAGCUGGGCUUCUCCCUGCAGUCCCAGUGAGGGGCUGGGGGCAUCCCUCCUCUCCCCACUGCCUUUUUCAUUCAUCUCAUCCCAUCCUCAUCCCUUCUCCAUCCCAUCCCAUGUCCAUCCCGUAUCUGCUGCUCUGUCUGUCUGUACACCUCCACCACCCUGUCCCUCCCUGUGGUCCCAAACUGACACUUGAAGCAGGAGGAGAGGAAAGCUUUGGGUGGGCACAGAAGCUCUGCCCAGCCCUGUACCUGCAGGGUCAGAGACUCUGCUGCCAGGAAGAGGUCCCCCGUUGUACCCGCUUGGUAAAUCCUCUCCUGCCAAACAUAGAAGGGACCCCCCUUGCUGUCCCUCUGUCCCCAACCUCACCACCAGUGUCCCCAACCUGGAACGAGGUGGCUUUGGAGCCUACCCCCAGCCUUUUGGGGUAACAAUUUUUUACUCUUACCCCUCUUUUUUUUUUUAAACUUUCUUAAUCCCAUCAAGGGAGUUUCAGACAAAAACAUUCCAGGGAAAAGCAAUACUUCUUGAAGGUGGAAAGGAAAGAACAUGUGGGGAAUGCAGGGGCUGGAGGGAUGCGGGGCGAGUUGUGCAGGUGUCCACACCCACCUCUACUGAAGCACAGAUGCAGGUCCCACUCAUCUCAUUCUGCCUACUGAGCUGGGGCAGGGUGCUGCACUCCAGCACAGGACCAGCAGCCCAGGUCUUAUCUGGGGACCCCUCAGCUUGGCUGACACCAGUGUGACCCCCCCCAUGCCUGUAUCAGCUCCAAAGGUGCGGGUGGCCCAUCAGCACCACAUCCAUCACUCCCUGCCCAACACCUUGUAGGGUUGCUCUUCCUCCCGGCGCUGUGUGUGCCUUAAUUUCAGCAUGGAGCAGUGGGAGGUACUUUGCCUGCAGCUGUUCUCCCCGUGCUCUGUGCCCCGAGCUCUCCCCGUCUCACUUUGGUGCAGCAUGGGGUCAUUCUGCUUGGAGAAGAGCUCACCCUCCCACCCUGCUCCUGCUGCUUCCCUGCUCACAGCCGAUACCCAAUGGCACCCUCCUUUCAGGCAGGUUCUUAAUAAAUCUUUUUACCAGAAAGUG
Molecule: messenger RNA, 1563 nt
Organism: Meleagris gallopavo (turkey)
Lineage: Eukaryota; Metazoa; Chordata; Aves; Galliformes; Phasianidae
Source: RefSeq, a predicted model, not a curated record